This is a messenger RNA of Metarhizium acridum CQMa 102, 2652 nucleotides long. RefSeq lists its product as uncharacterized. The record is from RefSeq and is a predicted model, not a curated record. NCBI's taxonomy places the organism in Eukaryota, Fungi, Ascomycota, Sordariomycetes, Hypocreales, Clavicipitaceae. Gene Ontology annotation, cellular component: MutLalpha complex. Gene Ontology annotation, biological process: mismatch repair. Gene Ontology annotation, molecular function: mismatched DNA binding; ATP binding; ATP-dependent DNA damage sensor activity.
AUGGCGAUCCAUCCUCUUCCUCAGUCUACGGUUCGACUUUUGGGUUCCUCGAUGAAUAUCACGGCGCCGUACGAUUUAGUCAAGGAGCUGCUGGACAAUGCGCUGGAUUCUCGAGCAACCGCCGUCGAGAUAACCGUUUCUUCGAAUACCAUUGACAGAAUUUCAGUCAAAGACAAUGGAAGUGGCAUUGAUAUAGAUGAUUUCAGUGCCCUGGGAAGACGGGCACAUACUAGCAAGCUCAGAGAGUACAGCGAAUUGAUCAAGCUUGGCGGGACGACGCUUGGAUUUCGAGGUGAAGCGUUGGCAAGUGCCAAUUCAAUAGCCAACAUUUCAAUAAUUACCAAGAGACCCGGGGAUCCUAUAGCCUGGCGAAUCGAGUUGGUCCCCGGCACAGGUGGUGUCCAGGACAAACGGCCAGUUUCCUCUACCAUUGGAACCACAGUGGCAGUUACGAGGCUCUUUGAGAAUCUCCCCCCCAGAAGGCAGUAUGCUCUGAAGCAGGCGAAGAAUUGUAUUGCCCAAAUCCAACAACUUUUAAGGAAAUAUGUUUUUGCUCGUCCAAAUAUUAAAAUGUCACUGAAAAUAAUAGGGGAUAGCAAACCACUGUGGACUUAUUCGCCAAAGCCCCCUGAUCUUAAGCGAGAGGCAAUCUUACAGAUAUUGGGUGCGAAUGGCAUGGUGAAUUGCAUCGAGGUAUAUGAAGAAGUAGAUAUCAACAGAGAGUCGACAUCCCAAAUGGAGGCAGAAGAGGCUGCCAGAUGGGUGUUUAGCGGCUAUAUCCAGAAACCUUAUAUCAUUCCCAAGGAUUUCAAAGUUCAGGGAGCGCAUCUAUCUAUUGAUAAUAGGCCAAUGUCUGCUGCGUGGCAUGUUGCCAAAAAAAUGGCAAGUAUUUUGAAAUCUCACAUAUCCCGGUCCACAGCACCGAAAUCUGCAGAAAGACACGGUGGCGUGUUUCUGCAAAUCAACAUACGAUGUCCUCCAUGCAGCUACGACCCCAACAUCACGAUGAAGAAGGAUGAGCUCUUGAUUUUUGAAGAGAAGGGCCUCCUUGAUGGCUUUGAGCUUGUGUGUAAGCGAGCAUACGAAAAGCACAGCCGGGCUCUUGCAGCUAUACACCCACCGGCCACUCUCAGUACACAGCCUCAUGAUGCUCCGGAGUGUAAAUGGCAGCUCAUAACCGAGCUUGAUGAUGAAAAUUUAUCCUGUACCUCCACUGAUAAGUUUAGCGGCAAACAUGACAACCUUGACGAUACUCAAGUCCUUAAAAACACCACAAGGGCUGCGAGACCGAAGAUCCAAGCUACAAUGAAGACGAAUUUCACAGUCAAUAUGGGGAGGAAAGAGGAUAGUGAUUCGGAUGAAGAGAACAUGGAUAUGGCUAUAGAAGUGGAAAUCUCACCUGGACCAUCCUCUGUUCGGGACAGUCAGACAAACAAUCAGGAGCAACAUCCCUGCCAGAAAAAAAACAUUCGUCACUACUUUCAGUCCCUGCCAAAGAACGACUUCAAAAUUGCAAAUGAUGGUACUGCAACUGUCGGAACCCUAGUAGCAAGCCCAGUAGGCCCUCAACUGGACGAGUCUAGUCCUUCCAAUCGCACUGCCUUGCAGCCCCUGAACGACAUCGCCUUGAACAGAAUACGAGAAGAAGCGGAGUCUACUCCAGAGCCACCAGGAUCAGAUUCAAUAGUCUCAAGGCAUAUCACAAAUGAAAGCAGAAGGGAUAUAGUACCGUCAUUGCGACGGGUUGCAAACACAACUCUUGAUCUUGGGACACAGGGGCCGGAGAGGACAACUCCGUCUUUGUAUCUCGCAGGGCCAAGUUCUCAGGAAACGCAGGAUGACGAAGUAAUUUCACCUUCGGAUAGCAUUUCUUUUCGGAUGCUCACUCCCCCGCCUUCAGAUCCUAGAUAUAGACAUGAGCAAGUCAACACGCAGACUGGACCUCGCCCUCAGCUUGGCAAUUCAUUCGUCCCCGUAACAAACGUUGCUCAGCAAAGUCAUAACGAGAUUCUGAGGGAUGUCUCACUGCAAAACGGUCCAAAAAAAGUGCCCUCUGGUACCAACCAUAUCUCUUACGGUAGUGCGGCUAGCGCGGCAGGUGUGUUCGGCCCAUCCCAGGUCUAUUCGCGGCGGGCUGCUGGGCCUGGUCUCACCAAGGAAGAUCCAUCUCUCGUUAUUUUGAGUCAGCAGUGCAAAAAUCGUGAUGGGAUUCCUAGGAAUAGCAUACAAUCAUUCUUGUCGGCUUUGUCGCAUUCUCAAGUACCUAAGUUCACAGCGCCUUACACAAAACGGCCGGCUCCUUCUCUUUUUAACCCUCAGGGUUUACCAAACCAGCCUGUUCAUACGCCAACCUUUCCUGAUAACAAUGAUGGCCACAAGGGACGCCAAGAAAGUGAGGGCUCAAUAAAGAUAAUGACCGAGCGGGAAACCCGGUCUGUCAACAGGCCGUCGCAAUCCAACAAUACGCUUGCAUGGACCACAGAAGACUCUGGUGAAUACCCCAUUCGGGCACAGCGUUUUCAUACCCAUCACAGACAAGUAAGGCGAAUGUCCACUGACCAGCUCCCACUUGAGCGCAUUGAUGCUGGUAAGCAAACGUUUGGUUUAUGUCCAUUGUUCAUCAACAGAUUCAACAAAUUCAAGAUCAGAUAA